Messenger RNA from Penicillium mononematosum, 336 nucleotides. RefSeq lists its product as uncharacterized. NCBI's taxonomy places the organism in Eukaryota, Fungi, Ascomycota, Eurotiomycetes, Eurotiales, Aspergillaceae. The transcript has 2 exons. The record is from RefSeq and is a predicted model, not a curated record. The coding region runs from base 1 to 336 and encodes 111 amino acids.
AUGCCAUCAUUCCACUUGUUGGCGGUCCGACCCGAAAGUAAGAAUGAACGGCCCACUCUACAUCGGCGACCGAUCAAAAGCCAGUCCCAUCUCGAGCUAGAGCUCAUCAAAUGCAACCUUCGGUCUUUGAGCAUAUUGAUGGGCAUCCGAAUGGCCCGGAAUGAGUCGAGCUUCGUGAACUGUCUGACUGAGAUAUCGCCUGUUACCGCCCACCCAAGAGUCAGGAUACCAUUGGGCUUCGCUUCGUUACCUCCCACUAUUGUGACGGACGGCGCAAAUGAGGUUGCAGGGUUCCUUAAACGAUCCCUGUUGUCUCGUCUCAUUGAAGCGGGCUAG